GUUGGACCUUUAAGUGCCAUGUAUGACGACAUCUCAAAGGAGGAGCUCAUCAAAUUAUUUCCCGAAAUGGAAAAAGGGGGCCGCCUCCGCCCCAAGGGGUGUGUACCCAGACAACGACUUGCGGUUAUCUUUCCUUACAAGAACCGUUAUUCUCACCUGCACAUUAUCUUGAAUAAUCUCCUUCCCUUUCUGACACGACAGCAGGCAGAUGUCACUUUCUUCGUCAUUGAACAGGUAAUCAAAGGAAUGGGACAUUUUUUUUUUGGUCAUUCCAAAUUUAUUUUGGGAGCCCACGUGACUUAAAACUCGUAAAAUUACAUCCAUAAUUCAGGGAAACCGGAAAUUUGAUCGAAAGAAAUUUCGUCAACGGUAAAUUGAUCGACGGUUAUUUGAUCGAACGGAAAUUUGGUCGAAUCAUUUGGUUUUUUUUCAGUUCACACGUUAAAAUUUUGCUUCAAAUUUCUUUUUGAACGCAAUAUGCUAUGUAGUAAAACAAAAUUAAUGCGUUCAAAAAGAAAUUUGAAUCCAAAUUUUAACGCAAAAUCUGAAUUUAAAAAAAGAUUCGACUAAAUUUCCGUUCGAUCAAAUUACCGUCGGUCAAUUUACGGUCGACGAAAUUUCUUUCGAUCAAAUUUCCGGAUACGACAAUUCAGCGUAGUAAAAUGUUGCGCUCAAGCACUUUGAACUUUAGCAACGCUUUGCUGUAACGGGUUAAAUGGAAAGGUUUUGAAAUAGAAUUACAUAAAACUUUCCAGACGCCUCUUUCCAAAAGUCGAGAAUAUGAGUCACAUUUUGAGAUUUUGGGGCAAUUUGUCGUACCAUCGAAUCCGAAGAAAGCGGCACGGACAUCUUCGGUGGACACUGUGGAGUUUCCGCUUGUGCCCGUCAUUUGUGAUCCAAUACUUCCCUGCCAUAGAAGAGCCUAACUGAGAACGCGUGCCUCGUAGAUUCUUUACAUUGCGCUUUCACUGAGUUGAGAACAAUGUUUUCUACACGAGCUUAUCUAAUCUUGCAAUCUGCUUUUGAGAUCCUGAUGUUCAUGGUCGGAGCCCCGCUGCCACCGUGUAUCAAGUUUGUCUACGUUACAAACGCCAGUGACUCAAGGGCUACGUACCUCCUGUAUCAGGCUAGUUAUAUCAUGCCCUGCAUCAGGUUAACUAUGCAUUGCCCUGCAUCACGUUAACUACGUCAUGUCCUGUGUUGAGUUACCAACGUCCCUUCCAGUUCAAGUUAAGUACCUACGUCCUGUAUCAGGUUAACUACGUCCUGCCCGGUGUUGAGCUACCAACUUCCCGUCCAGUUGCAGUGACGUACCUACGUCCUGCUCUGUAUCAGGUUAACUACUUACUGCCCUGUAUCAAGAUGCCGACGUCCAGUACAGUUCCAGUGUGAGUUAUAUACGUCCUGCCUGGUAGUGAGCCAUCAAAGUCGUGUCCGGUUCCAGUGAAAUAACUACGUCCCCCCCCUCCCAGUAUGCAGUUACCAACGCCCUGUCCUGCAACGGCGACCCACCUACGCACUGUGCAGCAUUAAAGCAUCAACUAUCCAAUGUAGGCGAGGGCAUAUGACGUGUCCAGUUUCCGGUGAACUGUCGAUGUUCCGUGACCCUGUCCAGUCACCUACACCCUAAUGACUGUGUCACGUGAAUUGCCAGCAUCUAGUGACAAUUGUUAAAGUUUUAGUGAGGACUAUCGACACUUAACUUAAACAUCUCCCAACAACCUCUGCUUGAGAACCUUUCACACUUAUUUAAGCCCCGUGACCCCAGUUCCUUCAGUGUCAUUUAUUCAUAUGUAUUUAACUUCACGCUUUUUUAUGAUGGACAUUUCCACAACCCAGACAAUUUAGAUUUGUGUGGUUGAAAACAUUUUGUGUUUGCAAAUUAAUGUAUAUUGAAAUGUUUUACCCUUUUUUUAGAAUUUAACUUUUUGGACAUAUUUGGGUUUUAAAGACCGUGAUUGGCCCAUUAAAUUAGAGUUAAUCAUUAUUCACUAUAUCCUCCCCCAUAAAUUUGUAUUACUAUGGCUGGCUGUGCCAGUGAGAAAUGGAGUUUUGAAGAAACUAGGAAGAGAAACUAGAGGCGUAAAUAAGAGUGAAGUUUGAAGAACAAGAAUUAUAGGAAGAAAAAUAACUUAUGGCUGGACGGAAAGAGGAAGAGCGUAUUGAGAUAGAUGCAGGGAUAAAACGAACUAGAUAAGUUCAAAAUAGAGACAGCUAAACAGAGAGAGAAGAAUCACGUAUGGCGAGAGAGCAGGAACGUAUAGAUAUAACUAAACAAAGACAACACGAGCUAGAUAAACUAUAGAUAAAGAUAUUAGAUUGGCGGAAAUAGAGGCAUAUGGACGGAAAAUUAUUAGGGAGAGACAGGCAUAUUACUACAACGACAGUGACGAUGAUGAGAGUCAGGGGGGAAGAAAUAGAUGCCAUUGUCAGUAUUUACUGUGAGAACCCCUUUGAACAAUAUAAUGGGUUUUGUAACUAUGCAACUAAAAAUAACUUUAUUGACGACUAUGGGGAUAGGGAACGCAAUAUUGGACCUACUCAUGACUCUGAACCCGAUCUUGAGUUGGCCUCACAACCUCAGUUCAUGGCUUAUGAUACUAAGGAACAACAUGCUACUAUUGCCUCUUUUGACGGGAUAGACGACUCAAAUUAUUUAAAUGAAUUUAAGAGUAAAUUGUUAAUUGGUCUCAGUCUUUCUUUCAGACAGUUUUCCCCGGGGGCACUUAAAAAUUUUGGGUGUGCUGUGCCAGUUCCAAGUCGCCAGAGGCGUAGCUAAGAGGGGCAUAUGGGGGGGGGGCAAAUGGACUUUGGUGGCAUUUAAUGGUUGAAAAAAAAUCAUGUUGAGAGUUGAGGGGGGGGGUGUAAAAAUGACACCAAACACUGUAGAUACGCACCUGCUAGUUGCGUCGAUAUAAGGUGGAUGGGCUGCUCCACCGAGUAGGAUGGGCUGGUCCACCAAGAUGUCACUUUUUCUUUAUAUGCAGCUGUGGUAUUUUCGGUCAACUGCAGAGUUUGUGUCGGGAAAGGGAGGACAGCAAAAAUAUUUGUCCACCCAUGGCGUCACUAAUAGUAGCUGCGUCACUAGGCAUUGUGUCUAUCGAUACCGAAAUCGGGCGCUCAUUUUCAUCGGGAAGUAGGGCGGAAAUUGAGGGCGCUCAUGAGUCUACUUGUAGAGUUUAGGGGUGACGUGAUGAUCAACAUUCAAGUUUUUUUUUAAAAGGAACGAUUACACAUUUUUAAGCCCCCCCCCCCCGGCAAUCCCCUUCUCAAAAAUUUCCGCUUAGCCUCCAAAAAGUUUGGUUGGGGUUUGUGGAGGGGGCUCCACCUGUAAAACGUUUUUGGGGGAGGGGCUCUACUUAAAUAUUAUUACUUUUUUAUUUCUUUGGGUACCUCUCGUUUCCCCCCCCCCCUUCCUUCAGAGUCCAACUUCAACCUUCAACAAAGGGGCGGUGAUGAACAUCGGUUUCCUGGAAGCGGAGAAGAUGGCAAGAUUCGAUUGUUUCAUCUUCCACGACGUCGAUUUGAUUCCGCUGAACGACAGCAACCUUUACAGAUGCGGUCCGCAACCACGACACUUUGCCGUCGCCAUGAAUAAAUUUAACUAUAAGUAAGUAGUAACAAGAACUUUAACCAAAAAAAAUUAUUUUUUUUACAAAGUUAACAUCCAUGUACCCUUGUGGCUUGUAUUCCAAGCUGCUGUAGAUAUAUUUCCACAUAGUCUAUACAUGUGAGCCUAGGUCUGCCUUCGAGUCGUUUUCGCCUGGGGUUUUGAUUGGUGCACCCUGUUUACUCCUCUGACAUUUGUCUUUUUUAAAACAAGUGUCUCCCUCCCCCCAUGAGCUCCCUUCUUUUAAAAUCUCCGCUACUUUCGUGGUAUGCUGGUAGAGUACACACAAUACAUGGGUUGGUGCGUAGUCUCUACUCAUAUUCAUCCUUAGUUGGUCCAUAUAUUUUCAGGGUAAAUAUUUCCCUCCCAUUUGUUGAAUAAGUUGUCUGCUGUUUUUCGUAAGUUGCAAAGGCUCAGUGGCGUACAAUUUUAAGAUAAUAAGGAGAGUGAAAUACUGCAACAGUGUUAGGUAGAAGGAAAUAUGUGAAUCACGGUAGGGCAAAACCUGGGGAAAAGGACGCAAGAAAACAACGAAGGUGUCCACAAGAUGCCUUCGUCAGGGACAAACAAGGAGUGACACAAAAAACAAUAAAAAUAAACUCCUUGAGGACAUGUUACAGCUAAGAGGACGGCAAGCCGAUCAGUAGAUGUUCAUACAUGUCAGUACAUGUUAGUACAUGUCAGUACAUGUCAAUACAUGUCAUCACAUGUCAGUACAUGUCAGUAGAUGUCAGUACAUGUCAGGACACGUUAGUACGUGUCAGUACGUGUCAGUAAAUGUCGUUGCAUGUCAGUACGCGUCAGUACAUGUCAGUACAUAUCACUACAUGUCGUUCUAUGUCAAUACAUGUCAGCACAUGUCAAUAUAUAUAUAUAUAUUUAUAUAAGUACAUGUCAAUAUAUGUCAAUACAUGUAAGUAGAUGUCAGUAGAUGCCAGUACAUGUCAAUACAUAUGAGUACAUAUCAGUACGUAUCAGUACAUGUCAGCACAUGUCAGUACACGUCAGUACGUGUCAUUACAUGUCAAUACAUGUCAGUACGUGUCAUUACUUGUCAAUACUUGUCAGCACAAGUCAUUAAAUAUCAGUACAUGUCAUAAUGUGUCUGAACAUUUCAGUACAUGUCAGUGUCUCCCCUUCUCCCCCUCUUAAGCAGCCGUGACUAUUGUUUGAUUGCUUUUGCAUGCAGCUCAGGUAAUCACAGGUAGAGGUAAUAAUAAAGGACUUUUUUGUUUAAUGUUGUUGUUAUUGACCAAUGAAAUGAGCUUUCUAUCCUUUACCAUCCAGGCCCCCGUACGUAGACUUUUUUGGCGGGGUCGUUGGAAUGUCCAGGGAACAGUACCGGACCGUCAACGGGAAUUCCAACCUUUACGUCGGGUGGGGUGGGGAGGAUGACGACAUUUUCCUCAGGUGAGCAUGUGAUCAAACGACUACAUCACAUCUCACGACUACAUCACAUCAUAAGACUAAAUCACAUAAAACAACUACAUCACAUCUAACGACUACAUCACUUAAAACAACUAGAUCACAUCAAUCGACUACAUCACAUCUAACGAUUACAUCACAUCAAAUGACUACACCACAUCAAACGACUACAACACAUCUAACGACUACAUCACAUCAUACGACUACAUCACAUCAAACGACUACAACACAUCUAACGACUACAUCACAUCAUACGACUACAUCACAUAAAACAUCUACAUCACAUCUAACGACUACAUCACAUCAAACAACUACAUCACAUCAAACGACUACAUCACAUCUAACGACUACAUCACAUCAAACAACUACAUCACAUCUAACGACUACAUCACAUCAAACAACUACAUCACAUCAGACGACUACAUCACAUACAACAACUACAUCACAUCAAACGACUACAUCACAUCUAACGAAUACAUCACAUCAAAUGACCACGUCGCAUCUAACGACCACAUCCCAUCUAACGACUGCCAACAAGCUUCUCUACCUGACAGGUUAAGACGUAAAGGAUUUCCAGUCGCUCGUUACGACCUGAAGACAGCCAAGUACGACAUGAUCAAACACACGAGAGAUGAAGGCUACGCAGAUAAUCCUUACAAGUACUGCUCCAGAUUUAAGUUUAGUUUAACUUUUAUUCGACUAUAGUCUACAUUGUAAAUCCUUUCAUUAAUUUUUUUUUUAAAUAUAUAUUUUUUUAAAAACUAGUUUGAGUUUUAAAUAUCGUUGAAACAAAACUCGGUGAGAAAAAAUUAGGAAAAUGAGGAAAAAUGAGGAAGCUGCACGAAUCGAAGAGGGGAGGAUUGCAAGGGUUUCUUAAAGUUGUCUCAUUUGACGUCCAAAUUUCACUUCACAAUUUAUGAGAAAAUGAGAAAACCGUCUUUCAAUCACUGGUUUAAACCAAAUGACUGCAUUUACUGUAACUCUUUUGACUGCAAACCCUGUUCCUAAGGUGUGCGUGUUGUUUCCACUGUAGAAUAUUGUAUUCUCCUGAGUACUUAGAAUAUCUGAGGCCAUUUUUGUCUCGCGUUAUGACCUCUAAUUUAAAUUCUUCUUAUAAGUUAUUUUCUUAUUAAGCGAUUUUUAAAUUUUGGUUUUUGAAAUAUUUUUUUUUUUACAAUAAUCACAACUGAUUACGAUUUUUUUAUUUAAAAAAAAAAAUAAUAAAACAAUCAAUACUGAAAAUGGUGACCAUCAAUCUGUUCAGGGAAAUCUUUCUGAAAAGUGCCGCCAAACGACAAGACAUCGAAGGUCUGAACACCGUCAAGUACAAGGUGAAUAAAGUCACCUUCGAUCACCUGUAUACCUGGAUUACCGUGUCAAUCAACAACGUCGAAGUUUUAGGGUGA
This is a messenger RNA of Lymnaea stagnalis (great pond snail), 6441 nucleotides long. NCBI's taxonomy places the organism in Eukaryota, Metazoa, Mollusca, Gastropoda, Lymnaeidae. The record is from the annotation of a GenBank genome assembly.